AUGACAGCGCUAGAGCGCAAGCAAUACUAUGAUCUCAGGCAAGAAUGUAAGAAGCGUAAUGAGCAGGCUAAAAACCGCACAUGGGUAGUUUUCCGAGGUGAAUUAAGGCAAGUCAAUGACCUACCCAGAGCGCAGCAGGCUGCGGGAAACGGUUUAAAUUGCUUACUGUUUAACUCAAGGAGUCUCUCGAACAAGUUACAUCAUCUUCACCUUUUACUUAGUACCUGUGGGCCAGAUAUAUUGUUUAUAACUGAGACAUGGCUUUCACCUAAAAUUUCCGAUUCUGAAAUCAUCAUCGAUCUUCCAUACAAACUAUUCAGAUAUGAUCGUACGCACCGAAAAGGUGGUGGUGUAUGUUGCCUGGUUAAAAAUGGCUUGAAAAUUUCCCCAAAUUUAAGUAUCCCGGAAUCGAAGUCUGAUAUCUUGUGCCUAGAUGUUUUUGAUUCCUUGCUUCCAGAAAAUGUUAGAAUUGUCCUAAUUUAUCGUCCUCCUGACUCUUCCGUAAGAGAUGAUGAACAACUUGUCGACAUAUUACUUGAUCUCUCCCUUUCGUUCAGAUACCUGAUCUUGCUAGGGGAUUUUAACCUUGAUGUUGACUGGAAUACUUUCACUCCCAAAAAUGCAUGUUCUUCUAGGUUUCUAGAUUUCUUCAAAUGUUGUGGACUAACCCAAUAUGUCUUGGAACCUACUCGAGGCGACUCAAUUCUUGAUUUAGUCCUAUCGUCCGUGCCUCUUUUGAGAAACGUUUCGAUUCAGCCACCCUUUGUGUCCUCUGACCACAAUUGUGUUGCGUUCCAAAUAGAGUUAACUAAACCCGAGGUAAGCAAACUACCUCUCCCGGACUUCAAUAAAACAGACUUUCGUAGAUUGUCUUUAUACUUAGAUUCGGUUGACUGGUGGGAUGCUUUAUGCUAUUAUGCGUCUGUCGAUGAUCUAUAUAGAAAAUUCUGCCGUGUUAUAUAUAUGGGCCUGGCUAUGUGUGUUCCCUUCCAUUCAACUGAGCCACAUAGGGUGCGAUACCCCAAACAUGUUGUGAAUCUAAUGGCUCAUAAACUAAGAUUAUUCAAUUCACUAUCAAACCCUUUGGUGAAUCCCUCCUAUAUUAGAAUCUGCUCUGAAUUGGAUCGUCACUUGAGAAAGUUCCUCAUUAACAGUGAAAAACAUGCAAAUAAUUCUGUCAAUAGUAAGGCAAUAUUUUCCCUAAUCAAUAAGAAAAUGAAAGCCCGUGUAACUCUUCCUGUUCUUCGCGAUGAUGCAGGAAAUCGUUAUCUUGAUGACGAGUCUAAAGCUGAAGCGCUGGCAAAAUAUUUUUCUUCAGUCUUUCUUGCUACCACCGAUUCCCAUGUAGUAACUGAUGAUACACACACUUCUUCCAUUUCCCCUGAGGUCAUGGCGUCUGUGUGUAUUCACCCAACUGAGGUGUUGCAUGUACUGAAAACCCUCAAAUGCUCCACAUCCGCAACUUUCGAUGGAAUACCCCAAAUUAUCUAUAAAAAAUGUGCUAUUUCACUUUAUAAACCACUAGCAAUGAUCUUCAAUGCCUCACUGCUGUUUAACGAAGUCCCUUCUUUGUGGAAAGAAUCCAUCGUCACAGCGAUUCCGAAAAGUAGUGACUCUGUACUUCUCUCCUCAUAUCGCCCAAUUAGCAUUACACCGCCCCCCAUAAAAAUUCUUGAAAAAAUAGUGAGAGAUAAAAUUCUUGCUUGGCUCAACAAAAACAACUCCAUUCCCCUAGAGCAGCAUGGCUUUGUGGCUAGAGCCUCA
This is a messenger RNA of Ostertagia ostertagi, 1764 nucleotides long. NCBI's taxonomy places the organism in Eukaryota, Metazoa, Nematoda, Chromadorea, Rhabditida, Trichostrongylidae. The record is from the annotation of a GenBank genome assembly.